UCCAAAAGUGGACAUGGUAAAUUGGUUCAAAGGAAGACACUCCCAGCAGUAAGGCCAACUGCUUAUUCCUUAUUUUGUAAGGAAUACUCCAAGGAUCAUCCUGGCUUUAAUCCUUCAAUAUGGAAAAUGGAGUGGGAGGCAGCUGGAGAGAAGGAGAAAGAGAGGUGCGCAAAGAUGGCGAGGGAGAUGUCAGAAGAGGGGGGAAGUGUAUCAACAAAUGAUGAUCCCACUACUCAGAAGAAGACCAUUAGAACCCUUCUGAAGCAACUGGAAUGGACUAGUAGGCGAUUGGAAAAUAUGGGCUUGCCCAAUUUCGCUUUGGUGGCUGAAAAUAAUACUGUCCACAGCGUUGGAACAGGGAGGGGUCGAGAAUUCCUUGAUCGUGAGGAUAUUGAACCAAAUUUCAGCCGAUUUUGUAAUCAAGAUUAUUCUACUCCAGAGAAAUCAAAAGUCAAUGAGCUGCGAAAGACAGUUCAAGUACACAUGAACGAAUUAUACAGAAAGGCUUCAGGCAAAGCAGGGUGCUUUCCCUACAAGAUGGUGCGUAAAGGGGAUAUUGUGGUGGAGGGACUUCCCCAGGCUGUCUUACCUUUGCACCCUCCAUCACACUAUGGAGAAGAAAAGCUGCAGCUGUUGUUAUCUUGUCCCAGCAUUUCAAUAAAGUAUGUGUAUAAUGGUCAUAUUUGA
This is a messenger RNA of Saccostrea echinata, 687 nucleotides long. RefSeq lists its product as uncharacterized. The record is from RefSeq and is a predicted model, not a curated record. NCBI's taxonomy places the organism in Eukaryota, Metazoa, Mollusca, Bivalvia, Ostreida, Ostreidae. Bases 127 to 687 code for a protein of 186 amino acids. The transcript has 5 exons.